AUGGCUUAUGACCGUUAUGCAGCCAUCUGCAAACCAUUGCAGUAUUCCACCAUCAUGAGUAAACAGCUUUGUCUCUGGAUGGUAGCUGCAACGUGGGCUAUUGGCUUUGUGCACUCCAACAUCCAGACUACACUAACUAUGGGGCUGCCAUUCUGUGGUCCUAAUGAAAUUAACAGUUUCUUUUGUGACAUCCCACCACUAAUAAGAUUGGCAUGUACUGACACAACCAUGAUCGAUGCUAUGAUAGUGACCAACAGUGGCAUUGUAUCACUUGGCUGCUUUCUGGCUGUCCUAAUAUCAUAUGUUGGCAUUGGUAAGGCAAUCUUUAAAAUCCGAAAUGCUGACGGGAGACGUAAAGCCUUUUCAACUUGUGCAUCACAUCUUACAGUGGUAACUUUUUUCUUCGGUCCCUGUGUCUUCAUUUAUAUGAGACCAUCCAAAUCCUUUCAAGCAGAUGAAUUGGUGACUGUGUUUUACACUAUCAUAGCACCAAUGUUGAACCCAAUCAUCUAUACUUUGAGGAAUGAGGAAAUGAAGACAGCCAUCAAAAAACUCCUCUGGAAUGUCAGGUCAAUCUGCAAAAAUCUGACAUUGUUCAUCUCUAAUUUCCAAAGUACCAUCUCCUUCUCUGUUGUUAAUAUCUCCAACUCCUCUGUCUCCCAAGUCCACUGUUCUGGUGUCAUUCUUGUCUCUGCCCUCUCCUUUAGCCGCCAAAUGCAGUUUGACUCCUAA
Molecule: messenger RNA, 732 nt
Organism: Pseudophryne corroboree (corroboree frog)
Lineage: Eukaryota; Metazoa; Chordata; Amphibia; Anura; Myobatrachidae
Product: olfactory receptor 4Q2-like
Exons: 2
Coding region: 1-732 (243 amino acids)
Biological process (GO): G protein-coupled receptor signaling pathway
Cellular component (GO): membrane
Molecular function (GO): olfactory receptor activity
Source: RefSeq, a predicted model, not a curated record